Danio aesculapii is the source of this 822-nucleotide messenger RNA. Its product is annotated as C-C chemokine receptor type 8-like. Gene Ontology annotation, cellular component: membrane. NCBI's taxonomy places the organism in Eukaryota, Metazoa, Chordata, Actinopteri, Cypriniformes, Danionidae. The transcript has a single exon. Bases 1 to 822 code for a protein of 273 amino acids. Gene Ontology annotation, molecular function: G protein-coupled receptor activity. Gene Ontology annotation, biological process: phospholipase C-activating G protein-coupled receptor signaling pathway; positive regulation of Rho protein signal transduction. The record is from RefSeq and is a predicted model, not a curated record.
AUGAAUAACUCAACACUGAACUUCAGCGCAUCUGAAACAUCUACAAACUCCACAGAUCUGUCUAUUGGACUGAUGGAAAGUCUGGAAAUUUGUGUGUUCAGCAUUUAUUUGCUGUUUGGUCUUCCUACAAACUCCUAUGUUAUAUGGCUCAUUGUCACAGGAACGAGUGGAGUUGCAUUAGAGUUCUUAAACCUCAAUCUGUCCGUUUGUGAGAUCGGUAACUGUGUGAAUUGCUUAAUCUCUAUACUAUCAAUUUGGUUUUUAAGUAUAUUACCAUUCAACUAUUUUUUAAUAGGACUAGUUGCCACCGGUCGUCCUCUGUUUCAGUGUCUGAUGUGUGUUGAGCGUUACCUGGCGGUGGUUCAUCCUGUAACCUUUCUGAAGUACAAACCUCUCAGAUAUCGAGUGAUCUGCUGUGCUGUGGCCUGGAUGAUCACUUUUGGCUCCUGUUUCUGUUGCAUGUUCACUAUGGGUUCAUAUCUCAUUGUACAUAUAUGGUUAACCUUAAUGCAGAGCCUCUUCGUCUUCUCCAUUCAGUUGUUUUGUCUUGUGGAUGUUCUCAGAGCUCUGAAGCAGUCAGGACCAGGAGAGAAAAAGAGAGUGAAAGAAGAAAACCACAUGAAGAGAAGAGCGUUUUAUCUCAUUUUAGUAACUACUGUCUCCAUGGUUAUCAUAUAUGUCCCGUUUAGCAUUUCUGGAAUUUAUACUGUUCUGAUAAAAGAGUUUCUUUGGGCAUGUUGGAUCCCUAGUAUGAUUUGUUAUGUGCUGGCUGGUUUUGUGCAGCCAAUACUGUAUCUGCACCGUACUGGAAAAUUGUUCUAA